Molecule: messenger RNA, 1222 nt
Organism: Cuscuta epithymum
Lineage: Eukaryota; Viridiplantae; Streptophyta; Magnoliopsida; Solanales; Convolvulaceae
Source: the annotation of a GenBank genome assembly
AACUUAACUCACCGUUUAUUAUGUCGUUUAUGUUGAAUCUGAAAACCCUUGGGCCGCCAUAUCCUCUCCACUCGAUCGAUCUGCGCGCAGCUGGCCUGAUGAAUUACAUCGGAAUCAACCCAACAGAUCUGCUUUGUUCCGGCUACAUCUCCUCCAACCGACCUGCGCUCGCUCCAAAUCGCCGCGCCAUCCAAGAAACUACAACACUUCUGCUCCAACCUUGAAUCGGCAUAGAGAGUUAGACACAGUACAAGGGGUUUUCUAUUCAAUCUGCAAAUUAGCAACUCCCAUGCAAGAGAUCUCUUCAUAUACCUUUUAAAGCACACAUGGCUCCUGCUAAGGCACCUUUUGGGAAUAUUUUUGUCACGCAAUGCAUUCCUCCCUGCGCUCCUGCUAUACCACCAGCACAUAUUCCAACGCCCGAGGAGGUUGUUGCGGAAGACACUGAGUGGAAUAUUUUGGCGAAUGCUUUGAACAACCUAACAAAUCAAGUCGCACAAGGGUUAGCUCUGAUCACAGGUCAAAUGCAAGGGCUCACUGGCAUAGUGCAAGAUAUGCAGCAGCAGAUGCAGGAUAUGCAGCAGCAGAUGCAGGAUAUGCAGAAGCAGAUGCAACAGCAGAUGCAGGAUAUGCAGCAGCAGAUGCAGAUGCAGCAGCAGAUGCAGCAGCAGAUGCAGCAGCAGAUGCAGCAGCAGAUGCAGGAUAUGCAACAGCAGUUGACCCAAGUUGAUGCACGGAUGGCUGCGGGUUUGGCGCGCACAUACAACACCAAAUUGACUGAUAGUCCUCAAAGACUACUUCGUGCUGUAGUCAAAACAGUUCCAGGGCACCCAAAUCCUUUUCCCCCACCUUCUUUUCAGUUCGCUUUACCUCCAAAUGGGGUAUUCCCGGUUGGACAUGCCCCACCUCCGGGUCUUGUUCCCAAUAGCUUUAUUGGUGUUCGUGCAUUAGGUGCACAUGCCCCUCUAAAUGUUAUUCACUGGUUCUAUAAUGAACCGAGCUUGGCCGAGGUGGGGCAGAAUGUGGCCACUCGACGUUCCAAUUUGGAGGACUAUUUGACCCUUUGAAACGCUAUUAGAAAUGCUACUGAUGAAUUUCUAGCUGUCUUCUUUUUAUCAAACAUUGCAUUUUAUAUUUUUGUUUUUUUCACCAAGCCUUGUAAAUUCGUGCUUGUGUUUAGUUUGAAAGUACUUGUUCGUUUAAUAGCAUGUGUUUGUUGCAA